AUGGGCAAACGAAACGCUAAACAUAAAACUUCGAAAAAGAAGAGCAUGAGCAUCAACCGAUAUGGAGAAAGCGAUGCUGUUUCUGAGUCAAGUAAUGUCCCAAUCGAAUCAGAUGCUGACUACGAAAAUGAUAUUCAAUUGGAAGCUGAGAGAAGAGGUAGGACACCUUAUUCUAGUAGAAGAACACCCAGUAAUUUGACAGCAGACGGAAGACCGCAGUUGACAAAUCAUAAUUUAAACUCGUUGCUGAACCCUAGCUCUCCACGCCACUAUCGUGAAUUCCGUGAAUCGAACAACGGGACCGAUUACUACCCAUUUGAUACACGCAAUCAUGGUUCCUUUGCGCUUGAUAUGGAACGAUUUAGAAUGGAACAAAAUCAACUAGCUGGAGAACAGAGAGCAAAUGACGGUGAUUAUAUCUAUGAUUCCUCUUUUGGUGGAUCGGAAGCGCUGUCAGAUCAUCUGUCUUCUCUUUCCAGUCUCGAUGAUUUGGGGUACUACGACGAAGAUGAUUUGUUCGAAACUAUUAGCCAGGAUGGACAGUGGCCAGACUUGAAGUUACUAGAAGACUUUGUAAAGGAGGAAACUGAAAAACACCAGAAUAAAUAUCUCUCGGAGCAUAGACGGAUAUCCGAGGAUGAACAUGUAACCUUUCACCGUAUUGAUGAUACGGUUCUGCCUACCCAUGAAUUACGUUCUAUCAACGAUGAAGAAGAUCAAAGCUAUGAAAGUGACGACAGAAGCCCGUUGCUUGUAAACAGAAAGGUCAACGAGAUCGAAUCUAUUGAUCUGUUCCGUAAGCAAAAGAUUCCUAGCUACUCUCAAUGGAAUAAUAAUGCUAGGGAUAAGAAAUCAAUAUUGAAUAAUUAUGGAAGCAAUAAAGAUAGAGUACCACCUUUGCAAAGGAAAGUUUCAGCUUCUCAAUCACCAGCGAGAUUGAAGGCUACGAUCGACCCGGAAUUGAAUAGAUUUUCUUACUUCAGACAAAACUUGGAUAAAACGAUACACAGUCCAACUAUUAGUGGAUUACUUAUCGAAGAGCCGGAACUUAUGACUAACAAGUUAAAAGCUGAUGAACUUGUGGGUGGAGGUCUGAAGACUGCACUGCGUAACGUACUGAGGGCAGCCCUGCGUCCACCACCUUCUAACAGGCGUGCUUUGGAAGAGUUAUUUAGACCACUGUAUUAUAGUAGGGACCCGCUACAAGGUACUGCCUUGGCAACUGGAACAAACACCCCAAGACCUAAUAACAGCAAAGAUGUGUCCGAAGCUCCGGCUUCCAGUACAAACUCACUUCGGAAAAUGAGUAACGGUGAACAACAAAAUAGCAGUAACUUACACCCACCACCCUCAACAUCCCAGACUGCACCAGUGGCAACAGGAAGUAACCCAUCAAUUAAUGUAGCCAAUGCUAGUAAUGGAGGCAAUGGAAAAAUUGGCUCCCCAUCAGUCUCAACUGGCUCCAAAUUCAUUUCCCCUAUGACACCUAUUCAUGAACCAUCUGCCCCCGAAGAAGAUGCUGAAAGCUUAGGCUUCGAAAAGGAGGAAACCUACCCAUUCUGGUUGGACAUACUUGAUCCGACAAUAGAUGAAUUGAAAAUCUUGUCUAAGACUUUCGGCAUCCAUCCCUUAACUACGGAAGAUAUUUUCCUUAGAGAAACAAGAGAAAAAGUGGAAACUUUCAAAUCAUAUUACUUUAUUUGUUUCAGAUCUUUCGACGUCAUUCAUGAACGUCGUAAACAGAAGGCUAAGGAGAAUGAUAAAUUAAUGUCCAAACUAAAGGAAGCCUAUGAAAGAGAUGAAGAGAGCGUUUUCGGUAAGAUAUGGAGAAAAUUUUUCAAUAAAAAAGAUGACAAAAGGUACUCCUUAUCUGCGGAGCAUAAAUGGGGAGUAGACAAUUCAAGUGUGAGGUCUAGAGGUAAAAAAUCAAAUGAGGAGAUAUCACCAUUGAACAUGUAUAUGGUUGUCUUCAGAGAUGCAGUCCUCACAUUCCAUUUUUCUGCUACUCCACAUCCUAUUAAUGUUCGUAGAAGAAUUAGAGGAAAUGAUUCCCUUGUCUCAUCUGACUGGAUAUGUUACGCUUUGCUUGAUAAUAUCAUUGAUGGAUUUGCUCCAAUGAUUGAAAGUAUAGAAGUUGAAGUAAAUUCCAUUGAAGAUUCAAUCUUGAAAAUUCAUGGUGGUGACACUGAUAGUGAAGAAGAUACAGACGAUGAUGAAAGUACUAAUCAAGAAUUUAUUGAAAGGAAAUCAUUACGAAGAAAUAACAACUCUAAUAAUAUCUUUUUCAGAAGAAAGAGAACACAAUCCACAGUCGACGCUGAUGGAGUGGGUGGAAGACUCUUUGGUAACUCUGGAAGUAACUACCAGGGAUCUCGUGUGGGAGGUCGCAGGUCUUCGAGAGCGACUACGUCUUCAACUAGUUCAUCAUCCAACUCGUUCAAAAUCAUUGGAUGGAAAAGAAAAGGAGAUAUGUUGCGUAGGAUUGGUGAAUGUAGAAAAAGGGUAAUGUCGCUUAUUCGUCUUUUGGGAUCGAAACCUGGGGUUAUUAAAGGCUUCGGUAUAAGAACAAUGGAAGAUGAUAGAAGAGGUGGUCUUAAGUUAGGGCCAGGCUAUUUAAGUGAUGUCCAAGAUCAUGUCCUCACCAUGGUACAAGCAUUAAAGCAUUGUGAAAAAUUAUCGGCUAGGUUUCACAAGAAUUAUUUGGCUCAACUUAACAUAGAUAUGACACAGGUAAGUAAUGAUACAAAUGAUGUCUUAGGAAAAAUUACCAUUUUGGGAACCAUUGUAUUACCAAUUAAUGUGGUGACAGGACUUUGGGGGAUGAAUUGUAUUGUCCCGGGCCAAGACUCUCCAGGAUUGACAUGGUUUUGGUCCAUUGUGGCUUGUAUGUUCGUCUUUAGUUUGAUUGCCUAUAAUUUUGCUAAGAGAGUUACAGGUUUAUAG
Dujonia railenensis is the source of this 2943-nucleotide messenger RNA. NCBI's taxonomy places the organism in Eukaryota, Fungi, Ascomycota, Pichiomycetes, Serinales, Debaryomycetaceae. The record is from the annotation of a GenBank genome assembly.